UCAUACAUGUCGUCACCUUGUGACAGAGAUAGUCGUUUUCAUCUAAACAGAUGGGCGCCUAAUUCCUCAGGUAAUUGACUCUAUAUAAACCCUAAUUAACCACGACAUGAUGUCUGCAGCAGAGCUGUUCCUGCCUCCAUGGCUUCAUCUAUAUAUAAACCCGGCAACCACUGCCGCUAAGCUGCGAAGAAGCUCCUCAGUUUCCUGAUCUCCCUCGCGUCCUCGUCCAGUCGCGUGCAUCACGACAGCCAGCCUAGCCAUGAAGCCUAGCGUUGCCGCCCUCCUCGUGUCCUUCGUGGCGCUGCUCUUGGUCGCCGCCGUGCGGGGCGAUGACGACGGCUGCGGGUCGCCGGAGUCGGCGGGGCAGGACCGGGCGCGGGCGAACCAUCUCAAAAUCGCGGCCUUCUUCUCCAUCCUGGUCUGCGGGGCGCUGGGCUGCUCCCUGCCCGUGCUGGGGCGGCGCGUGCCCGCGCUCCGGCCCGAGGGCGACGUCUUCUUCCUAGUCAAGGCGUUCGCGGCGGGGGUCAUCCUCGCCACAGGGUUCAUCCACAUACUCCCCGACGCGUUUGAGAAACUCACGUCGCCCUGCCUGCUGCCUUCCGACGGGCCGUGGCACGACUUCCCGUUCGCCGGGCUAGGGGCCAUGGUCGGCGCCAUCGGCACGCUCGUCGUCGACACCGUCGCCACGGGGUACUUCACGCGCGCCCAGCUGAACAAGGACGGAGCGCACGGCCACGGGGCGAUAACCAGCAGCGCCGCCGUCGUGGACGAGGAGAAACAGGCCGCUGCGGCCGCCAGCGAGGAAGCCCGUCGUCACGAGGGCGGGGAGCAAGAGGUACACGUGCACACGCACGCUACCCAUGGCCACGCCCACGGGUCGGCAGCGCUCGUGGCGGCCGUUGGCGGCGCCGAGGACGAAAAGGACACGAUCCGGCACCGCGUAAUCUCUCAGGUACUUGAGUUGGGUAUUGUGGUGCACUCGGUGAUCAUCGGCAUCUCCCUCGGCGCGUCUCAGGACCCGGACAAUAUCAAACCUCUCGUCGUCGCCUUGAGCUUCCACCAGAUGUUCGAGGGAAUGGGCCUUGGUGGCUGCAUAGUUCAGGCAAAGUUCAGGGCUAGGUCCAUCGUGACCAUGAUCCUCUUCUUCUGCCUCACAACGCCGGUGGGGAUCGCCGUCGGCUUUGGCAUAUCGCGAGUGUACAACGAAUACAGCCCGACGGCGCUGGUGGUGGAGGGCGGCCUCAACUCCGUGGCGGCUGGGAUCCUCAUCUACAUGGCCCUCGUCGACCUCCUCGCCGAGGACUUCAUGAACCCCAAGGUGCAGAGCAGGGGGAAGCUUCAGCUCGGCAUCAACAUCUCCAUGCUGGUCGGUGCAGGCCUCAUGUCCAUGCUCGCCAAAUGGGCCUAGCCGCAAGCCUACAACAUGAAACAGUUUCCCUACAACAUGAACCAGUUUUGCUCCAUGACAUAUAUAUGUACAGACGUCCCCCUAUUGGGUCGUCGAAUUUGAAACGAUAUAAUCUCCCAAACUAGGUAAUGCCAACCCAGUAGCUUAGGCAUAUAAAGAAAACUAGUUCUGGACUGAAAGUUUGGGAGGUGCGCAAAGUGUGAGUGUUUAUCGCAAGGCAUGUCGACAUUAUGUCGCCAGCUUUGACCAGGCUUUCAACCAAAACUGAUGGACAGAAAUUCUUCACGUAGAUGAUGCCAUAUCCGCCAAAACAAAAUGAGUAUAUUAUUGACUUUGACCGA
Hordeum vulgare subsp. vulgare (domesticated barley) is the source of this 1749-nucleotide messenger RNA. Its product is annotated as zinc transporter 8-like. The record is from RefSeq and is a predicted model, not a curated record. NCBI's taxonomy places the organism in Eukaryota, Viridiplantae, Streptophyta, Magnoliopsida, Poales, Poaceae. The transcript is spliced from 3 exons. Gene Ontology annotation, molecular function: zinc ion transmembrane transporter activity. The coding region runs from base 260 to 1408 and encodes 382 amino acids. Gene Ontology annotation, biological process: zinc ion transmembrane transport. Gene Ontology annotation, cellular component: plasma membrane.